This is a messenger RNA of Periophthalmus magnuspinnatus, 1302 nucleotides long. RefSeq names its product potassium inwardly rectifying channel subfamily J member 12a (gene kcnj12a). The transcript has a single exon. The record is from RefSeq and is a predicted model, not a curated record. Gene Ontology annotation, cellular component: plasma membrane. Gene Ontology annotation, molecular function: inward rectifier potassium channel activity. The coding region runs from base 1 to 1302 and encodes 433 amino acids. Lineage: Eukaryota; Metazoa; Chordata; Actinopteri; Gobiiformes; Gobiidae. Gene Ontology annotation, biological process: potassium ion import across plasma membrane; regulation of monoatomic ion transmembrane transport.
AUGAGUGUGGGCCGCAUCAACCGCUACAGCAUUGUGUCAUCUGAGGAAGAGGGCCUGCGCCUCAGUACCAUGCAUGGUAUGAAUGGCUUUGGAAAUGGCAAGAUCCACACACGCCGAAAAUGCCGUAAUCGUUUUGUCAAGAAAAAUGGCCAGUGCAAUGUGCAGUUCUCCAACAUGGAUGACAAAUCCCAGCGCUACAUGGCAGACAUCUUCACAACAUGUGUGGACAUUCGCUGGCGUUGGAUGCUGGUAAUAUUUACUCUGGUGUUUGUGGUCUCAUGGUUGGCCUUUGGUGUAGCAUUCUGGGUUAUUGCUUUAUUACAUGGAGAUUUGGAUAAUCCUGCAGGAGAUGACAACUUCACUCCGUGUGUACUACAGGUCAAUGGAUUUGUGGCUGCAUUUUUAUUUUCAAUUGAAACACAAUCUACAAUUGGCUAUGGCUACCGUUGUGUGACAGAGGAAUGCCCGGUGGCUGUCUUUAUGGUCGUAUUUCAGUCAAUCGUUGGCUGCAUCAUUGACUGUUUUAUGAUUGGCGCCAUCAUGGCCAAGAUGGCCAGACCUAAAAAGCGCGCAGAAACUCUUUUGUUCAGCCACAAUGCAGUCAUUGCCAUGCGGGAUGGAAAACUGUGCCUCAUGUGGAGAGUAGGGAACCUUCGCAAAAGUCACAUUGUGGAGGCACACGUGCGAGCGCAGCUGAUCAAGCCUCGGGUCACAGAGGAGGGAGAGUACAUCCCGCUGGACCAAAUAGACAUUAAUGUAGGAUUUGACAAAGGUCUGGACCGGAUCUUUUUGGUUUCUCCCAUAACUAUUCUCCAUGAGAUUGAUGAAGAAAGUCCGCUGUUUGGGAUCAGCCAACAGGACCUGGAGUCAGCAGACUUUGAGAUUGUAGUUAUCUUGGAGGGUAUGGUGGAAGCCACCGCCAUGACCACUCAGGCACGCAGUUCAUAUUUGGCCUCUGAGGUCCUGUGGGGUCACAGGUUUGAGCCUGUUCUGUUUGAAGAGAAGAAUGUGUAUAAGGUGGAUUACUCCCACUUUCAUAAAACCUAUGAGGUGCCGUCCACCCCUCGCUGCAGUGCCAAGGAUAUGGUAGAGAACAAAUAUCUGGUCCCUAACUCAAACUCUUUCUGUUAUGAAAAUGAGCUGGCCUUCCUCAACCGUGAAGAAGAGGAGGAGGAGGUGGGAGGCGGAAGCAGGCCACUAGCAAACCUCAGUCCAGACCGAAACAGCCGACAUGAAUUUGAACGAUUACAGGCCACCAGGCCACUAGACCAGCGGUCAUAUCGCAGAGAGUCAGAAAUAUGA